Caenorhabditis angaria is the source of this 3384-nucleotide messenger RNA. The record is from the annotation of a GenBank genome assembly. Lineage: Eukaryota; Metazoa; Nematoda; Chromadorea; Rhabditida; Rhabditidae.
AUGGCAGAUUCAAACAACAGGUGAGUAGAGAUUCUUUGGAACACAUUGUGUAAACUACCCUAAAUCUCUUGACCUUACAUUUUUCUAGUAGAACAAAAAUAUGUGUCUCUAAAUGCCAGGGUUCUCGUUAUUACACUUUUCCAGGGAGGUACUGUAGAGUUUGUGCGUAGUGUUUGUUGUUUGCAGAUUUUUUUCAGCGUGUUUGCGGAUAUUUUCAAAUUGUAUUUUUUUUUGAAAAAAAAGGUUUCUCUCGCUUUUAAGUUGACUUUAGUAGCAUCCCAUAGAAAAACAUUCAGGUAUUUAGUAAAAUGCAUUCUGCUGUCUAAUUCUAUUGUUAUAUUGAUAUUAUUUUCAGUACAUUACGAGAAAAACUCUUUAAAUUCAAAUACCCUGAAAUCGGUGAUCGCGAAGAAGGUUAUGAUGGACAUUAUGAAUGGAAUAGCGAUGAUCCAAUAAUUCUCGAAGCAAUUCAUGAUUUCCAAACUGCAGUUCGAACAAGAAAUCCAACACUUCUUCUCGAUAUUUUGAGCUCAAUUGUUGCUGGUGGAGAAGAUGGAAGAUUGAACGCAGUUAUCAAUUUAUUGAUCGAUUCACUGACUUCUGAAGAGAGUUUGAAAGAGGCGCUUCUGGUUGCAAUUACGAUUGGAAGUCGGCCAAUGGUUGAAUUUAUUUUAUCACUUUAUAAUAAAUUCCCAUAUUUGGAGAGGAAUGGUGGGAAAUUAGGAAAAAAUAUAAGAAAAAUGAAGUUUUUUUUCAGGUUGCUCAAAUUCUCCCAAUUUUUCACCACAUAUGACUCCAUUAAUGUUGGCAGCAAUUAUGAAUCAUUUUUCAAUUGUUCAUUGCUUAUUAUUACGUGGCCACAGUAUUCCAAUUCCACAUUAUCCAACGUGUAAGAUUUUUAGAGCUUUUAGAAGAUUUUCAGAAUUAUGUAAUUCAAAAUUUUUGCAGGUGAAUGUUAUGUUUGUAAAAGAAUAACAGUAAGCACCCGAUCAAAUAUUCGAACAGUUGAUAUAAUGCGAGCAAUUUCAUCUGAAGCUUAUCUUUGGCUGGCAACUGAUGAUGUCUUUGCAUCUUGUUGUAGUAUUUCGAAAGAUCUCAAAUUUCUGAUAUCUCAUGAUGGAAUUGAAUUCAUUGAAGUUUAUCGUGUUCUUGAAGCAAAUGUUCAAAGAUUUAUGGCGAGAUUGUCUGAUAUGGCUUGGAGAUCGGAAGAAUUCAAUGCUUUGAUGGCAUCGGUAGGUGACAGAAAGGUUUUCCUUCUAUAUUUUCCGAUUUUUCUUCCAGAAAAAUCAUUGCGAAACAGUUAUGGAAAAAAUGUCAUCACCACGUAUUCAAAUGGCUCUCAAUUGUCAAAUGAAACAAUUCGCUUGCACUGCAAAUGUUCAAACAACAAUGAAAAGUAUUUUCAGAGCUGGUUAGUUAUAUUUUCAGUUAUCUAGAUUCAUCUAUUUUUUGUUACAGAUUGGUAUAACAUUGGGAAUAAUCGAAAACGUGAUUUAUGGAGAUAUUGUAGAUGUAUGAUGUUAUUUCCAUUCACAUCCAUUUGUAACACAUUUUCAAAAUCCAAUUUUCGACAUGUUCUAAUUCCAUUUUCAAGAUAUGUUUCACAUUUAGUCACAUAUUUGUUAUUCCUGCUCGCUGUGAUUGUCCGAUUAUUUUUCAAAUCUGAUUCAUUGGGAAGUUAUAUCAUUGAUGGUUAUUUGUAUGCUUAUAUUCUUGGAUAUACUGUUGAAAAACUUAUAAUGUUGCAAAGAAUCGGAUAUUCCUUAUUUGUCCAAUGUUGGUGGAGAGUUUAUGAUCUACUUAUGAUCACGGCCUGCCUUAUUUCGCUGUUCUGUUUUAUUGCUUCAAAAAUAGAAAGAGAAGCUUUUGAUUCAACAAAAGUUGAUCGAGCAAAUUGGCCAAGUUUUGAUUGUCGAUUGAUGUAUGAAGUUUCGUUUGCGAUUGCUUGUGUUAUUGGAAUGUCGAAGAUAUUUUAUUAUAUGCAAUUGUUGAAUGGAAUUGGUGGAUCUGUGGUAAGUCGAGAGAAGCGAGUGUAAAUCGCAAGAGCGGCCAGGUUGCUCUGCGUCUCUAGCUUCUGAUUUCUCUGUCUAGCCCAAAUUCAAAAUAUUUUUUUACAGAUUUCGGUUGGAAAAUGUGUUGGAAAAGUGUACACAUAUUUAAUUAUAAUGUUAAUUGUAAUAUGUUCAUUCUCAGUUGGCCUAAACAUUCUAACAAGCCCAUAUAAUUCUCGAGUUUAUCGAGAUGAUCCAGCUGGCCCUGGAACUGCUUCAGUUCAUUAUGGAAGUUUGGCCCCAUCAAUCAAGAAUCUAUUUUGGUCCGUUUUCGGAUAUCUUGGACCAUCAACAUAUCAUUAUUCGGUUGGUAAUGCAGGUCCAGAUAAUUCCCCUGUUUCACAUAUUUUACAAACAACUUCAUUGGAAAUAUUGGCAGCUGUUUAUCAUGGAAUUAUUAUAAUCACUUUGAUGAAUUUGAUGACGUCAUUAUUAGUCAAAAAAGCUGAUGAAAUAUUGGAUAAUGAAGAACUUGAAUUCAAAUAUACUCGAGCUAUUAUUUAUUCCGAAUUUUUUUCGUGGGAAAAGAUUUCGCCGCCACCUUUCAAUUUGAUUCAUAUUUUCUUUUCAACUGGUCGACAUUUUAUGGAUUUGAAUAAGAAAAAGAAUCAAGAAGAUGCAAAUGUUAUGAGAAUGAAUAAUGUCAAAUUUAUGGUAAGAUAUUUUGGGGAAGUUUUUUUUGGCAUCCUGAAAUCUUUGAUUUUUUUGGGAAAAAUUCGGAAAGAGAAUGUAAUUCUAAAACUACAGUAUUCUUGGGGAAUUUUGAAAAAUUAUUGUUAUCUCUGAAAAUUUUGAACAUUCAAAACUUACAGUAAUCCUUGAAACUUUGAGAAAAAUCCAAAUCUAGGAAUCUUAAGAUAUUAAAAAACUCUUAAAGUUUCGAAAAAGUCCAAAAAACUUCUGGUUUUUUUUCUAUUCAAAAUUAGAUUCCCUGAAAAAUUAAUUUUAAUUUUUCAGGAGACACUUCGUAUAAUAUUCGAUCGAUUCUGUGCAUCAAAAGAAUGUAAAUAUAGAUCUGUUUGGAGAUCCGAAUAUGAUGUAAGUUUUCAAUUUUAUAGUUAAUUUUAUUCAAAUUCCAAUAUUUCAGAAAGAGUUACAUCGUUUGGCUCAUGUUCAAUAUCUAAUUUCAAAUCCAAAUCCUCGCUCCGUUGAUAACACAUAUUAUCAACCGAAAAAAAGAAAAGAAGAUGAAAAAUCGAAUAAGAAAUUGAAUUAUGAAAGAAAAAGAUGUCGAAAACAGCAAGAAAAUGAUGAAAAUAAUAACAAUAAUAGGAAUGAUUAUAAUGGAAUUGCGACACCAAUGCCAGAACAAAGUUCUUAUGCUCCGAAUUGA